Bombina bombina (fire-bellied toad) is the source of this 834-nucleotide messenger RNA. It is a transcript of the gene FKBP3, whose product is annotated as FKBP prolyl isomerase 3. Gene Ontology annotation, molecular function: peptidyl-prolyl cis-trans isomerase activity. The record is from RefSeq and is a predicted model, not a curated record. Bases 47 to 718 code for a protein of 223 amino acids. The transcript is spliced from 7 exons. Lineage: Eukaryota; Metazoa; Chordata; Amphibia; Anura; Bombinatoridae.
CAAAAAUAAAGUUAGUUCUAUUGAAAGAAAAAAAAGUUAAAGAGAAAUGGCCGCUUCCAGCGAGCCAGCAAAGGAGUGGACUAACGAACAGUUGCACAGUGAAGAUCUUCCCAAGAAAGACAUUAUUACAUUUCUGCAGGAACAUGGCUCGGAAUCGUUUCUUUCAGAACAUAAAUUACUUGGAAACAUAAAAAAUGUGGCCAAAUCAGCAAAUAAAGAUCAGCUGAUCGUUGCUUAUAAUAAACUUUUUGAAACAAAGCGCUUUAAAGGUACUGAUGGUGUAGCUAAAGUGACAGAUGACGUGAAGAAUGUGAAAAUAAGUGAGACUGUCAAAGAAAGCAAGCAGGAGGAGAUUGUUGAGGGUCCCCCAAAAUAUACAAAGUCAAUUUUGAAGAAAGGAGACAAAGUUAAUUUUCCAAAGAAAGGAGGCAAAGUGCACUGCUGGUACACGGGAACAUUAGAGGAUGGAACCGUGUUUGACACCAAUGUUUUCACAAGUUCAAAGAAGAAAAAAAGUGCCAGACCUCUCAGCUUUAAAGUUGGUGUAGGAAAUGUAAUUAGAGGGUGGGAUGAAGCACUACUCACUAUGAGCAAAGGUGAAAAGGCAAAGCUUGAAAUUGAGCCGGAAUGGGCAUAUGGCAAAAAAGGGCAGCCAGACGCCAAAAUCCCUCCUAAUACAAAGCUCAUUUUUGAAGUGGAGCUGGUGGAUAUUGAUUGAAGAAAAAAACUCAUGUUGAUUUUCUUAAAGGACUAUUCUACAAGCAUAUUGAAGACAUCAUGAUAAAUACAGUUUUUGACAAAAGCCUUACAUGUAAAUAAAACUGUUCUGUGGUA